Cantharellus anzutake is the source of this 1602-nucleotide messenger RNA. RefSeq lists its product as uncharacterized. The transcript has 2 exons. Bases 1 to 1602 code for a protein of 533 amino acids. The record is from RefSeq and is a predicted model, not a curated record. Lineage: Eukaryota; Fungi; Basidiomycota; Agaricomycetes; Cantharellales; Hydnaceae.
AUGCCCCGAGCCUUACAGCUCUUGAACAUUUUGGCUGUGCUGUUUGAUUGCUGUCCUAAUACAACUCUGGCGUCAGCGGCGCAAACUUGUAAAUUGUGGUGGAUCCCGGCUCUGCAACGCUUGUGGCGAGUGCUUGAUACUCCAUUGCCUCUCCUUCUGCUGCUAGGGAAGACUGAUCGGUGGGAUACCCGUAGGUAUGUUUCCAAUAGUAUGGAUUUGGACGCACUACCAAGAGUCCAAUUUUAUGCACAAUUUGUUCAGUGUAUCUCCGUUCGUAUUAGCCGCCGUAGCGACAUUCAUCUCAAGCUGCUGAGCGAGUUUACCCAGGUGGUGCAGUUUUUGCAUCCACAUCUUUUCCCGCAUCUCACCUCUUUGGAUCUCACCUCUUCGGAUUGCUACUCUAAUGGGCCACAGGCAAUCCGGAUUGCUUGCGCUUGGCUUGCCACAUGCCCUCCCAAGAUCUCACUCUCUUUCCUUGACUCUCAAUGUCCUUCAGUCAUUCGGUCGCUCAUCCAUCACGGCGCCUCCUUGACAUCCCUCAGUCUGCACAUCGACAUGAUCUCACGACCUAAUGGUGCCGUCGAAGAAUGCUUUGUGAGCUCAUUGAAGCCGCUGGUCAACCUCGCUUGCUUGACUGCAGACCAGUGCAUUCUUUUUACCUCAACCGUAUGGACUUGCAUUGCCCAACUCCCCAACUUAAAGGAAGUCCACUCACCAAAGUUCGUCGAGGAGGAAUCCGGCGCCGACGCACCCGAUCCCUCGACCUGGCAUAGUCUCGAACCCUCCACAUUCGAUACUCCAUUCCCAUCUCUUCACACUAUCGAGAUGGCCGUCCCGUCUCAGUUAGCGGUAAUUGUUCUAGGGUAUUAUCCCUUAGAUGGCGUACGUUUUCUCAGACUGCUACUGACGGACGACGAGAACGAUCUACCAACAGAGCAGUCGCUAAUCCAAAUAGUCACAAUAUGUAAAGGCUUACAUGAAUUGCUCCUCGUAGCCCCUGAUUUCAGCCUCCCUGUGCUGAAACUGCCUCUAUCGCCUAAUCUCACUUAUUUGAUGGUCUGCACCAAUGACGUUGAGACGAUUACCAAUGCUGAAUUGGUAGAUCUAUGCUCCAAGAUGCCCAACCUUGAAGAAUUGGGUUUAAUCCCGGUAGAGGUCGAUAGAAAUGAUGAUCCUCCGGGACUAACGCUGGAAGUCAUACGGUCAAUUGCGGGCGUAUGCCCUCGUCUCGAGCGCGCUUCGUUGUAUAUUAAUACGGAUGUCUCGGGUAUUCAAUUUUCCUUCGACGAUCCUCCUUUUCCUUCGAAUCAUCCACUUUCUACGCUAUGCUUCGCGCCCUCCCCAGUCCGGAAUCGCUCCGAGGUGGCAGCGUAUCUGUGUACUGUGUUCCCGGACGCUCGACGUGCACCGACGAUCAUGGCACCAAGAGUUAGUUUCCAACAACAUUUCAGUUGGGGAGGGCCGCAUCAUCACGAUCCUGAGGAGGAAUGGAAGUGCGUUUCGGAGUUUAUGGAUAAGCUCAGGAGGCGAGUCAUCCCUUGUUUCCGGAGUCGAUUGGAACAGAUGGGUGCAGAAUUGGAGGCGUUACGGAAGAAAUCCUGA